Fusarium graminearum PH-1 is the source of this 1719-nucleotide messenger RNA. RefSeq lists its product as uncharacterized. The coding region runs from base 1 to 1719 and encodes 572 amino acids. Lineage: Eukaryota; Fungi; Ascomycota; Sordariomycetes; Hypocreales; Nectriaceae. The transcript has 6 exons. The record is from RefSeq and is a predicted model, not a curated record.
AUGCUGCCUGGGUCAGUAUCGCCACGGUUAAGUGGCCAUCCUCAAUUGUAUCGCAACAGCAGGCCGUUCCCCGUUCCGCCAGUACCUGUAGGCAAUGGCAAUCACAGCCACGAUACAGCUUUCGCAAACCAAAUCCCGAGUAUCGCACAUACACAUAUGGACUGGCAGUCACCUAUACCGGGCCCAGAAGCCAAUUCAAUGCAUCGCCCAAAUUACGCCUAUCCCGACUCGGGAGCGAAUAACUUUGGUCACAGCUACAACAACCAGUACGGUUCAAGUUUUGCGCCAGCCCCUCAGCCACCUCAUCCGUAUUACCCAUCAUCAACAAGGCGAGGCCACCUUUCGACUGCCUCCAUAACAACCAGAAGUUUUGGUGGUAUCUCUUCUCCCAGCAGACCCGCUCCUCCCUCAGCCGGAUACCGUAGAUCUCAUCCGCGACAACGCAGGUCAACCUCAUCACGCACCAUGACGACAGAAAUCGGGCGUGAAGAUGAUGACGAAGGAUACUAUGGCCCUCCUGACUACGUUGUUCAUAGUCCAGGUGGUUCAGAUUCCUCCCAAGAGUCGGACGAAGUCUUUCUUCGGCAAAUGCAAAUCGCAAGAGGCUCCGUAUCGACAAAGAUGGUGGCUUCCAAGAUGACACUUCGAUCACUCGAAAGUGUCGAGCUGCAAGACUUAUCCGAAGCAGACAGAAGCUGCGUCAUCUGCUACAAUGACUAUUGCGUAGAAACUCCCGAGGGUGUUAAAGAAACCCCUCUUCGGUUGCCCAAAUGCGGGCAUGUUUUUGGUGAUCAUUGCAUCAAGAAAUGGUUUGAGGACUCGGAUAGCUGUCCAUACUGUCGAGACAAGCUUCAUGCGGAGCCAAAGACGCAAGCCGGUAGCUCUAGUAGGGCAUUCAUGAAUCUCAUGAGGUCCCGAGGCCUCCAUGUUCCUCCCGGAAUGGUAGCUCAACAAUUACCAGAUGAGGUGUUGGCCCAUCUCAGAGCUCACCAUGCAAUUGCGGAUCGACGAAAUGGCUCUCCGCCUCACACCGCAACGGCAGUAAGAAGAUCGCCACCGAGAGAAGGCAUUGAACACCAGCACCGCCGAACUAGAGCACGUCAUGAUAACUCGAACACGCACAAUGCUCUAUCCGUUCCCGAAUCCCGCAACCGAGCAGUUUCCACUGAGACGCCUCUGCCUGCUGUUGAACUACCCGCCAUACGCCCGCAACCAGAGCAAUUGGCAGCGGAAAGACAGGCUGAGGAACGGGUACGAGGCAACGCCCAGGAUGCGAAUGCAGCGUCGAUGUCAGCCCAAGAUCGCAGCGCCGAGACUCAACUGUCUCCCGCGGUUUUGCCAGAGCUAUCUCCGUAUCCUUCACAGGAUGCACAGGAUCAACACCCGAGAGCCAGGACUCUUCGAAACCCUUUGCAAGUGCAGACUGAUUCGCCUUACGAAGGUCUGGGAAACAACGAAACUGCGCCAGAUAUGCCUUAUCACUCAAAUCAGAGAUGCAUGCUGGACGGGUGCGAUCUAGGAAUUCUCGCGUUGCAGAUAUACAAUGAUGGUCAACCGAUUUUUGGGAGGUGUUUCUGGUUGCUUUUGGCUGGGCCACAAACUUACGGAUACGGUCGGAUAUUGGAAGUAGUUUUAUGGGGCGCAAGGGCAAGAUUGGAGGAUCACUGCAGUAUCAAACGGGUGACCUAUUACCGUAGCGGAAUUAGCGACAAUAUCUGA